AUCUGGAUCCGCCUACACGGAACUCAGUCACACACACACAUACAAUCCAGAACUCUCUUACAGAUGAGCUGAUCUGUGUCUUUGACACGAGCAGAUAAAGAAAAUAACGGACUCGCUUCAACACUUUGGGAUCUUCGGAUUGUGAGGCAUUAUGGGUCGCGGAGGCUGCAGUUUGUGGGCUCAAACAUCUGUUCUUCUGUGUUUCUGUCUGUUGCAGGUGGAGAGUUUCACCCUCAUAAAGACCAACCUCUGUAAAUGGUGUGACCACUCGAGUCCUGUAUGUGAAGACAAUGUCUGCAUGAGCAACUGCAGUCUGACCUCUUACUGUACUCUGACUGAAGAAGUGUGUGUAGCGAUAUGGAAGAAGGAUAAUGUGAGCAUGAGCGUGCGGACGCUGUGUUAUAACCCGAAGGAUAUGCUGGAGAACAUAAUGCUGGCAAACUAUUCCUCCAAAGAGUGUUUGAUGACACCUCAGCCCUCUGAAGAUGGCCUGCUCUUCAUCUGCGGCUGUACCGGAGUUCACGAGUGCAACGACAAACUCGUCUUCGACAAAGGAGCCAAUGGAUUCUCAAAGCUGAAGUCUAAAGACGUCAUUCCAGUAGUAGUCAUAAGCUUGGUUCCACCCCUUCUGGUAGCUGUCAUUGCCACCAUGGCUUUUUAUUUGUACCGCACACGUCAGCCUGGCAAGAAACCCAAAGACUGGGGACCACGACGCACACACUACCAGUCUCUGGAUCCAGCCGAGGGCCAAGUAAAUGGCAGCGAUUACCGUGGCAAGCUGUCGUCCCUCAGCGAUGACGUCAAUUCAGAAAUAUCAUCGACUUGUGCCAAUAACCUAAACCACAACACAGAGCAGCUGCCCAUUCAGCUGGAGGUUUUGGUGGGUAAGGGGCGCUUCGCAGAGGUAUGGCGGGCACGGCUCAGUCAUAAUGAAGGUGGGCAGUACGAAACGGUGGCUGUGAAGAUCUUCCCGGCGGUGGAGUAUUCCUCAUGGUGUAACGAAAGAGCAAUAUUCUCUGAUGCCAACUUAAAACAUGAAAAUGUGGUGCAGUUCCUGACGGCUGAGGAGCGGGGUGGUACUGCUCCUGCCUCCCAGAGGCAAUACUGGCUCAUCAUGGCCUAUUACAACAUGGGCAACCUUCAGGACUUUCUAGCUGGCCACAUCCUCACAUGGACCGAGCUGUGUUCACUGGCAGGCUCUAUAGCGAGAGGCCUGGCGCACCUGCACAGUGACACAACGCCCUGCGGCACACCAAAAGUGCCCAUCGCCCAUAGAGAUCUGAAGAGCAGCAACAUUGUGUUGAAGAACCACAGCGAGUGUGCACUCUGUGAUUUCGGACUGGCUCUGCGACUCGACCUCUCCCUCACCGUUGAUGAUUUUGCCAACAGCGGACAGGUGGGGACAGCACGCUAUAUGGCCCCUGAAGUUCUGGAGUCCAGGGUGAAUCUAGAGGACUUGGAGUCCUUCAAACAGAUUGAUAUCUACUCCAUGGCCCUGGUGCUGUGGGAAAUGAUCUCUAGGUGUGACGUCAUAGGAGAGGUAAAGAGUUACGAACCCCCAUUUGGCUCCAAGGUGUGUGAGCAACCUUGUGUAGACAGCAUGAGAGACCUGGUGUUAAGAGACAGAGGGCGACCAGAUAUUCCAGCGAGCUGGACGACGCAUCCAGGCAUGCAGCUCUUGUGUGCGACUAUAACAGAGUGCUGGGAUCAAGACCCGGAGGCUCGUCUGACGGCACACUGUGUGGUGGAGCGCUUUAACACUCUGGCACAGGAAGAGCUGGAGAACUCCAUCUGCUCCCACACACCCAUAUUGCCAUCAACAGAAGACCAAACCCCAUCCCUCCCCUCCCUUCCUCCCUGCACGGACCACAGCACUGGCAUCAGUCCGCAUGUUACAGCUGACACGCAGCUCUCAGUUUCCAGGCAACCGAGUCAAAUGUGACCUGCCUGGAAAAAUCAAGACUUGUUCUUGUAAUGCAUAUUGAUUCAUUAUGUGGAGCUGGUCUCCGUUUUUCUUUAAACGCUAAUCUAAAUUGACGGACAAAAGAGGGUUUCCAUUCUAAAAUAUCCUUAUUUUCUUGUACAAUGUUGUAAAGGAUGUAGCCGAGAUGAAACUUUCUAAAGGCUUCUUUGUGCCUUAAAGCAACUAAAAAGAAAACAAAAAAACAAAACAAAAAAAAAAGCUAUUGCAGGUGGAGAAGUUAAGGGUAGAGAAGUUAAGGGUACGUGGCAGAGAGUUGAAAAGUGCGCCAUUCUUACUAAAAUGUUUUUCCAAAAAUGUUUACCACACAUAAUUUUCUGAUUUAAAAUUUUCCAUUGCCCUUUCUGACUCACUCACUUAUGAAAACCACGUGAUUUUCCCAUAAACUCGGUUUUGGGGGACUUCAAUUUGAUUAACCGCAGACCUGCAGCUGAAAUUACGACUCAAAAAGACGAUACACCAGCAAUAUAACUUCUGUUUUUAGACAUAAAAAGACCAUUUCAUUUUAUUGCUCACAUAGGGUUGUAUUCCUUUCAACUAAUUUUAGAAUAGCUUCAAAAUGUGAUUUGAAUCUGAUGUUCCUUUGCUCUGAAUGAGUUUUUUUGCACUGACCCUUUUUAACCACUGACCUGAUUAUUUUAAUUAAAUAACUACAUGAAGGCUUUUUAUCUGGGAUUAUCAAUGUCCUACUUCAGAAGUUAAGGAACAUCCUGUUCAUUCUAGACUUUGAUAAUCAAUUAGCUUAUCCUAAUUAAAAGAACAAAAGGAACUUUUAAAAGAUUCAUCAGACUCGCUUCUGAUGGUAAACAGGAUUCAAUAAGCUAACGAUUUGAGUUACAUCAAUGAGCUCGGGUCUCAGACAAAGAGAAAAGCAUGACACUGACUUGUCUAGUUUCUAAACAGCCUGCACUUACACUCCAGCAAAACUUUUUAAAGCAAUCUGAGGUUCACCCAAAAUUCUACAGAGCUACUUUGAGGGACAGGGAAAAUUCAUACCAGAUUGCACACUGGAAAAAGAACUAAUGGAGAUAAAUACUUUCUGUGCGAAUGUCAACAUGAGCAUAUGGCAACCUGUUAUGCUUUUUCCAUUACUGAAGAUGAAGCAAACAAAGAUGUGUUGAGUCAUUUUGCCCAUUCCUAGUGUGAACUGGCUUCACAGCUGUGCAGUAAUCACUACAUAAAAUGUAUAUGUACAACGUGUCCAUAGACUUUUUAACCAGCAUUUUUGGGGUUACAUUUUUUACACUACAAUUCAAAAGUCUGAGGUCAGUGAUGUAUAUUGAUGUUUUUAAAAUAACCUCUUAUGCUCUCCAAGGCUGCAUUUAUUUGAUCAAAAAUGCAGUAAAAAAGUAAUUGUGAAAUAUCUUUAGUGUCACAUGAUCCUUGAGAAAUCAUUUUAAUAUGCUGAUUGGGUGAGCAAGAAACAUUUCGUAUUAUCAAUGUUGAAAAUGGUUGUCCUGCUUAUUAUUUUUGUGGAAAUCGGGACACAUUUUUUUCAGGAUUCUUUGAUGAAUAGAAAGAAUCAAUAUUUGAAAUAAAUAUAGUUUUGUAACAAUGUAAAGUCUUUACUGUCAUUUGAUAAAUUUAAUGCAUCCUUGCUGAAUAAAAGUCUCUUUCUUUUUCUUUCUUUCUUAAAAAUAAAAAAAUCUUUCUGACCCCAAACCUUUGAAUGGUAGUGUACAGUAAAACAGUAUAAAAGGGAAACUAUAUUUUAGGUGCAGUACGUUUUUCUACAUUUGUAAUCACUGUUUUGUAUGGAAACCUUUUUCUGCCUCUAAAAACAACAAAACUGGUAAUUGUGAGAAAGUUUAAAAUAUGAAAUAGUCUCAUUCUGAGAUAUUAAGUCACACUGUGACAUGAUAAAUCAAAAUUAGAUAUAAAGUCGCAAUCGCAAGAAAUAAAGUUGCAAUUAAGAGAAAUAAGGUUGCAUUGACAAUUAUAAAAGAUAUUAAGUUGCAAUUGUAAGAUAUAAAGCUACAUUAUGUAAAAUAGUGACAAAUGUGUCACAAUUACCUUUAUUAUUUUUGUACUCUAAGGCAGAAAAGGGCUUCCCCAGAUUUGCCUUCCCUGGAUUAUUUUAAAUGGUCCUGCAAUGUGAAAAAAUAUCAAUGUUUAUGAAGAACAAAAUAUUCCAAUAAUUAAAGGGUUAGCUCACCCAAAAAUGAAAA
Molecule: messenger RNA, 4149 nt
Organism: Ctenopharyngodon idella (grass carp)
Lineage: Eukaryota; Metazoa; Chordata; Actinopteri; Cypriniformes; Xenocyprididae
Gene: tgfbr2l
Product: transforming growth factor beta receptor-like
Exons: 7
Coding region: 152-1942 (596 amino acids)
Biological process (GO): cellular response to growth factor stimulus; protein phosphorylation; heart development
Cellular component (GO): signaling receptor complex; plasma membrane
Molecular function (GO): ATP binding; transforming growth factor beta binding; metal ion binding
Source: RefSeq, a predicted model, not a curated record